This is a messenger RNA of Poecile atricapillus (Black-capped chickadee), 8924 nucleotides long. RefSeq names its product centrosomal protein 170B (gene CEP170B). The coding region runs from base 130 to 4965 and encodes 1611 amino acids. Gene Ontology annotation, molecular function: protein binding. The transcript has 20 exons. NCBI's taxonomy places the organism in Eukaryota, Metazoa, Chordata, Aves, Passeriformes, Paridae. The record is from RefSeq and is a predicted model, not a curated record.
GGCGGAGCGGGGCGGGCGCCGGGAGCGGCCCGCGGGGCAGGCAGAGCCGGCUGGCGGGGCGCGGUGCCCGGCUGCCACCGCGCCGAGGGCCGCAGCAGGAUGUAUAAAGGUUAAGUGCCAAGCGCCAAAAUGAGCGUGACUUCGUGGUUCUUGGUGAGCAGCACUGGCAUUCGCCAUCGGCUCCCUCGGGAGAUGAUAUUUGUUGGCAGAGAUGACUGUGAACUGAUGCUCCAGUCCCGCAGUGUGGAUAAGCAGCACGCUGUAAUCAACUACGACAAGGAGAAGGAUGAGCACUGGGUGAAGGAUCUCGGGAGCUUAAAUGGAACGUUUGUCAAUGAUGUGAGGAUUCCUGACCAGAAGUACAUCACCCUGAAACUGAAUGAUGUCAUUCGCUUUGGCUAUGAUUCAAAUAUGUAUGUCCUGGAACAAAUUCAACACAAAGUCCCAGAAGAAGCAUUAAAGCAUGAGAAAUACACCAGCCAACUCCAGAUGAAUUACAAAGGCACGGCCAUGAAGAGGGCGGAGCAGCCCAUGGAGCACAGUGUCUACACAGAGUCCCCACAAGCCAAGCUGGAGAAAGGAGAGAGGAAAGCAAUUACAGAAACGAAUACUUACCGCACUCCGCUCUAUGGGCAGCCCUCCUGGUGGGGGGAAGAUGAUGCAAAUAACAAGGAGGAGAGAAGGCAAGAGGAACAUUACUCAGAGAGAUCAAAAGAGAUAACCCAACAUGAAGAGGAACUGAAUGGGAAUAUUUCUACUUAUAGAGAUGCCCAAGAACAAUCUGUGUUUGCCUUCCGGAGAGAGCCAAGUUAUUUUGAGAUUCCAACUAAAGAAUUUCAGCAGCCAUCAAAAUCUCCAGAAACACAGGUCCAUGAGAUCCCAACAAAGGAUGUUGAUGCUGUGGUAGCCCCUGUGGUACAGAGUCAUGCCUCUUUCACCAUUGAAUUUGAUGAUGGUACCCCUGGUAAAAUAAAGAUAAAAGACCAUGUAACUAAAUUUUCACUCAGACAGAGAAGACCCUACAGUAAGGAACCGGCUCACACAGAAGUGAUGUCAGCAGAGAGCAAAGUGGCUGACUGGCUUGUCCAGAAUGACCCAAGCCUGAUGAGAAGGCAGUCUGCAGGAGAUGAUGUUUACAGUACCAAGAGUGACCUGCCAGUUCAUGUAAGGACGCUUAAAGGAAACAGGCACGAGGACGGAACGCAGAGCGACACCGAAGACCCCAAGGCGGAGAAGGAGACGACGACGACGACGGGUGGGGAACGUCCAACAGAGCAGACGAGGCUGCAGCGCCAGAUGAGGCGUGACCCCCACGAGAUGCUGCACAACAAGCAGGCCUUCGUCAUCGAGUUCUUUGAGGACACGCCGCGGAAGAAGAGGUCCCAGUCCUUCACGCACAGCGCUCACUCAUCCCAGAGCGACACGGAUCCGGGGCUGAAGAACAAGGUUGAGAAGCGCAAGAAUGCGUUGCCAGCGGAGAAGCCGGGAAAUUCAGUGCCACCAUCCCACCUCGCAGCCCAGGCAGGCAAACCCACCACCAACUCCUGCGGGACCCAAAGAACAAGCUCCUUCAAGAGGGAGAAGACGGAGGACAGGAUCAACUCUUCGUCCUCCUCUGCUCCCAGAGCCAAAAGUUACGGGAGCGUUGGGAGGAAGUCAAAAAUGGCUCAGGAUUUUAUGGCUGAGUACUUGCGUGAAACUGCUCAGCCUGGGAAGCCAAACGCUGAGAAACCAGCCCCUGCGCCGGUGCCGGUAGCUCCACGCGUGGUUAUAUCCUCAGAACCAGAGCCUGCCUCUGCUCCACCUCCGGAGGCAAAGUCUGCCCAGGGCAGGAGGAAUGAUGAGGAAGACAGUGUAAGUGAGACAGGCACUUACACCAUUGAGACAGAGUCACAGGACAAAGAGGUGGAGGAAGCACGAAAAAUGAUAGAUCAGGUUUUCGGUGUUCUUGAAUCGCCUGAAUUUUCCAGAAUCUCUUCAGCUUUUAGACCAAUAAUUAAAGGUGAAAAAGAUGACUCCAGUUCUCAGCAUCUAAUCAGUGAAAAUGGCACUAGUCAGAAGUCGUCCUUGCUCCAGGCAUUUUCCUCAAAAGCUGUGAAUGGGUCUCAGGCUGAAUCGCAGAUGUCUGCAGCAUCUCAAGGGAAUCAGAAGUGGGUGUCAAGGUGGGCGAGCCUUGCGGAUAGUUACUCUGACUCUGGAUCUGUCUCUGGGCAAGGUGAUGGAAGUGCAGAAAGCGGGGUACCCCCAAAACCUGGGGAACCAGAAAACUCUGUACCCUCAAGAACAAGGCGCCUUCUUCCCCAACUCCCACCAAGUGAUAAAUCAGACAGCCCCACUCCCACGGUCCUGGUGUGCCAGGAGUCCUAUUCUGAGGUUACCAAGAGAACCAUUGUGAAGGACCACUGUGUGGAAGCCUACGGUGAUUCCAGCAGCCACCUCUUCAUCCAAGAAGACCUGGAUCCGGAUAGCCUCAGCGAUGCCAGUAGAUCUGAUGAUGGCUUCAGCACGGAAAAAGGCAAGAAAUAUAAAGAGAACAGCAAAAUGCUAGAGCAGAUGAGGGAAGACAAUAGAUCAGAGAGCCAGCAGCCAGGAGCCUCCCGGAUCUCUCAUGUGAGAGCUGUGAGUGAACCAGUUUCUACUUCGUUCUACAUUGGUGAUGACAGCAAUGAUGCAGGGGUUCCCUCCAAGCUCUCUCUGACUGUCUCCCACACUCGAGCAGACAAGGACAGCAAGGAUCCAGAGUUUUCCUUCAAGUGUGCUGGCACACCAGUUCCUGGAAAGCCACCAGUCAAAGAUGUUAGUGCUUAUAUAAAUACAGCUGGAAAAGUUGUCAUUUCCCUCCAUCAGAGUCUUCCUCAAGAUCAAGAAAACAUGUCAGGAAAGGAAACAGUGUCUUUUGUUAGACAGGAAAGUUUUACCAAAGAUAAAUCAAGCAGUGGUGUUCCUCAAAAUAAACUCCCACAUAUUUCAAGUCACCCUCUGCUUAAAGAUUUAGAGGCUGUUCGGUCAACUCGUAUGGACUUUAGUCAGGACACUCAUCUUCUGCUUAAGGACACUGAAACUGCCUUGGCAGCACUGGAAGCCAAAUUGCUUGGUCAAAGCCAACAGCUGGAGGCCUCAGAAGCUGCUGGUCAGCUGGAGGACUCCUUGUCAGGGGACUCAGAUGUAGAUACGGCUAGCACAGUCAGCUUGGUGAGUGGCAAAAACGUCCCAGCAAGUGCCCCGAAACGCAAAGCAGUCGCGAGCUUGCAGAAGGAGAAAUCUUCCUCCACGCCAUCCAUCCAGGACCAGUGUGGGCAGCCCAGCGCGCGGGACAGGCUGACGGAGAAGCGGAAAACACAAGCGCCAGAGGCACCAAACCGAGCAGAGGCCACCAAACGCUUCCAGAUGAAGCGGAGUUCUGGGACUCGAGGAUCACUUGACUUCACAGAUGACGAGAGAAGUUCAAACUCACCCUACCUUCCAGUCCCAGAUGCGGUUGUGUCUGACCACGAGCACUCGGUAACCCGGCCUGUUCCCAGGAGGAAACCUUACACUCAGGCCACCAAGGAGGACCAGAGCAAAACGACCUCAAACGUGCAGAAAAUCCAGCAGGUUCUCACCCGGUCCAACAGUUUAUCCACCCCACGGCCCACAAGGGCCUCAAAGCUACGCCGUGCACGGCUGGGAGAUGCUUCAGACAACGAAUGCGUGGAUGCUGAGAAAACAGCCUCCAACUCAGACGCCACUGCUCAGGGCACCAAGCAGCCCACGGAGACAAAGAAGCUCUCCCGGCUGGACAUCCUGGCCAUGCCCAGGAAACGAGCAGGUUCAUUUACAGUGCCCAGUGACUCGGAGACAGCGCAGUCGAGGACGGGGUUUUCGGGCCGCAGCGCGGAGUCCUAUCGGAAGACGGGCGUUUCGGAGGUGAGAGCUGCAGCCAGGAAAACGGCAGCCGCUGCCUCUGCCAAGCAGCCUUUCAGCAGGACCCGUUCAAGCAGUGUCAAGUAUUCCUCAUCAUCAUCCUCCACACAAACACCGCGGAUACGUGGCUCUGGGCUGGGCAAGCAGAAGCUCAAUGGCAGAGAAACGGAUGAUGAUGAAGAUUUUGAUGACAACCCUGAUCCCUACAACUUCAUGGCACAGACAGCAGAGAUAGCAGAAAUAGCCAGGCUCAGCCAAACCUUGGUGAAGGAUGUGGCCAUCCUUGCCCGAGAGAUUCACGAUGUUGCUGGAGAUGGGGACUCACAGAGUUCCUCAGGGACGGGACCGAGCACCUCCUUCAGCUCUGUGCCCAACACUCCAGCUUCCACCAUAUCCGCGAGGGAAGAGAUUGCUCGUAGAUCUUUUCGGCUGGCAUAUCCAUCUCAGUUGGUGCAGCACAUUCCAGAAGCAAGUCUGAACUACCAGAAAGUGCCUCCGGGAUCAGUGGAACUGAAGGAUUUUGACCAAAACAUGAAUGAUAACAGAGAAGAGGAUCCCUCAAGAAAAACAAGGACAAGAAACCGUGAGGAGGUAAUCUUCGACAAUUUGAUGUUGAACCCAGUAUCCCAGUUAUCACAUACAAUCCGUGAAAACACGGAAAACCUCGCUGAAAAAAUGAAGAUUCUGUUUCAAAACUCAGAAAGGACCUGGGAGGAGAUGGAGGCCAAAAUCAAUUCAGAAAAUGAAGUGCCGAUUCUGAAGACGUCAAACAAAGAAAUCAGUUCCAUCCUGAAGGAGCUCAGGCGAGUUCAGAAACAGCUUGAAGUCAUAAAUGCUAUCAUUGACCCUACUGGAAACUUGGAUAUAGUUGCCAGCAACAAAGCAUCUUCUGCUGCUAAACAAUCUACAGCCACUAAAGUCAGGACUGCUAACAAUUCUGGGUCCACACUGGAGACUUUGUCCCUAGCACAGAUGAGAAACUACACUCAGAAAUCGAACUGUGGGUCUUCUAGCUUACAAGAUUCGAAUUUCAUUCCAGAUGGAGAGAAAUAUGUGAUCUGAUACAAUAUUUUGUAUUGCUGUUAUACUGUAAUCUACUGUCGCAUUAGUAUUGUGUAUGAGUGGUUUGUGGACAGUUUGUGUGGAGCAGUUGUUUAGAUUGCUAACAUGUUGCACAAAAAAGAAAAAUCUAUGCUGUGAGGGUGAAUGGAAAGUCUGUGUAUGCCUUUUAAACAAGACUAGCACUGUGGAGCAGCACAUACUCAGCACAGAGGCAAACUGAUUUUUACAAAAUUACUCAUUCUUCCAGUGUGCCAUAAGAAAACAGGCUUUGCAUAUUUUCCAUUCAGUAUGCUGAGGCUGAAGUGUUCUUGCACUGGCCUGUUUAUAACUAUUCAGUUGUAAUGAGGCUCAGUUUGAAAAAAUACCCCACACCUUUUUGGUACUAUAUUUGUUUGGGUUUUAUUUGAUUGAAGUUUUUUGAAGUGUACAAGUGAAGCAUUACAACUCUGUUAGAAUCAACUUGCAAAUCCAACAGAAUGGUUGUGCAAUAUCAUGGGUUUCUAAGAGAAACCCUUACUGCAGUUGUGUAAAAUUUCCUUUCAGCAGUCAUAAAAAGGCAACCACACUGAAGUUGUGCAUCUGUUUUUCAGUCCAGAAACCAAAACAAGACAGAAUAAACCCUUCUGUUUUUUCUCUUGGGAAAGUGUAAAAAUUAAUAAUGGUAUGAAUGUAAAGACUACUGAUCAGCUACUAUUUUUGAUGACAUUUCAGGCCCAAAGUUUGGGGUAGGUACAAAAAGUUAGAUUUUACAAUUUAGCUUGCCAAAUUUUCAUGAUUUUGGUACAAAUGCUGUCUUUAAGCUGCUUUUCUUUUUUAAUUUAAAUAUACAGUCUUUUCAUAGUGAGCUACAAAUGCUCUUGGCUGGGCCAAAGACUAAGAUGUUUGUAAUUACCCAAUUGCAAAGAAAACCAUCUGUUCCAAUGGCUUAUGGAAUAAACUUAAUUACACAGUUGCUGUGAACUAGUGCAAUCACUUGACAGCACUGAAAAAAUAAUGGCUUCAAUGUAGCUCCACCUUUAUGGCUAGUUCUGUUAUGAAAGUUUUUUUUCAAUGCAAAAGUGCUUGCAAAGACCACCAUUGUGGUGUUCUUCAGAAACUGUUCAUCAGUGUCAAGCACUUGGUACAUUUGGGAUUUUUGUCUCUGGAUUUAAUUUUUGGUCUGUUCUAAUCCUAGAAACACUAAGGGUUGUGUACAGUUGUUUGAGCAAUUUCUUACUUAACAAAAGUUGGGGUUUAUAUUCUGUCUUUGUGUUAAACUGCAAAACACUAAGCAAUUUUUGUUGCUUUAAGAGCGUAAAUUUUGCUUUUGAGGGGAUCUCUUUCAGAUGUUUUUGCUCCCAGUUUUUUUUUUUUUUUGUCUUCUAUCGAUUCCUUUUUCAUUCUUCCAGGUCAACAAAUAGUAAUCAGGUAAAGAAAUUAUUUUCUAGCUGUGGAGAAUACAUUUACUGGGAAAGGUGAGCAGAUGAGUUCCACUUUGCCCUCAUACAGUAUGUAGUUUAAGCAGUGAAAAUGGUUUCCCAAGCUUGACUGCUUCUUGUGUGCUGACUCUAUAUUUUGGGGUGAGUAGUGGAUUCCUUAGUUAGCUUCAGUAGUUACCUGAGCUUUUCUGCUAGUAUGUUGUAACAGUGGGAAGCUGUUAAAAUAAUUUAAAUAAAUAGGGAUGCUCACAAAAUGUUUAACCUUACUAGUGAAGAAGGUGAUUGCUUUCCUGGUGAAGCCAGUGAGAGCUUUCCAUCAGUUUCAGCAGAGACAAGAUCGGUCCCAAAAUGGGAGUAUGUCAACAUGCCAUUAGUUUAUUUUUGAGCCUGCAAGAUGCUGGCUGGUAAAUAGUAGGUGCAGAUAUCCUUCAGAGAUUUCCAGUAGACUAUAAGCUCAUCUGCUUGUGUGGAGAUGCCCUUCCAUGAAGAAAUCUGCUGGAUUUCACAUAGAUGAAUGCAGAAUAAAAAGAAUUUGCCCUUGAUGUUGUUCUGCCUGUAAUAUAUGCACUAUCUGAAUGUGUUAAUUCAGUCGUUGAUUCUGAUCUGUCUUUUCUUGAAAUACCUGACUGUGUCCUUGGUGAAUAUCCUAAGUGGUGGUAUCGUUCCUGACAUAUGAGACACAAUUUUUCAAGCCCUUCUUAGUCGGGUUUGAACUGACCAGGUGCUACCCCAACUCACUAGGAGUUGAAGGACCUUCACAGAUAAGGUGUUGCUGUUAGUUUCAGUUUUGCUGUAGAGACAAAUGAAUUACUAAGAUGUACGUCUGACUUCUCUGAUUAUUCGUUAUUUCCACAUCUUCAUGGCUAUGCGCAAGUGGAUUCUGUUUCUCUCCAAUGUGUCCUUGAUGGGACUUCUGUUUACUUUCACUUGAAAAUUGCUUGAUUCUUCUUUGAUUCUUGAACACAUCAGGGAGGGAUUUUCUCCCUUGGUUGCUCUGUUCUGAACUAGAGAGCGAGCCCACAGACACCUUGCAUCAAUUAAAUCAACCUGCAAAAUAUGGUACCUCUUCAAGUGACUAAUGAGGAUGCAACAAUCAGUGUCUCUUGAUAAUUUGGAAAUGUGUGUGAAGGCAGGGAGGAUGCACAGCUUGAUUUAUUUGUGACUCAGCCAAACUGUAAAAUGCUUCUGUGUCCUGACACAAUGCUCAUUCUUGGAUCUUUGCAUUUGAAAAGGUUUAGCUAGUCAACAAUGAAACGCAACAUAUUUUUUUUUUUUUUGUGUUCACUGCUUCUGAAGUACUGUGGUUUGCACUUGUCUGCUCCAGAUAAGCCAAAGAGCUAUCCACUCCUUUGCUGAUUGUUGGUUCUUACAAGCAGAACUGUAUGCAACCAUGGAAACAUGCCUGUGUGACUCCAGUGUGAGCCUGACCCAUGUGUACUGGUGUAUUUGGGAGGCCCAGGAUCAGUGCACGAGAUUCCUGCUGGCUUCCAUGAGCUGUGGAUGGGCCCUGCUUUGAGCUUGGCAGGGGUGAUGCUGCCCUGUGUGUCACUCCCAUGCCACCUUGCUUUCAUGUGUUUUGUGUCUGACUAAAGCAAUGUAACAAAGGGUGGGAUUUCCCAAGUCUUGGGGAAGCAAGUGCUCGGGUCCUUUUGGGUUUUCCAUAUGCUUUGGGUGCCUGAUGCCCUGAGCACUUUCCAAAAUCCCAGCCCUCAGCUCUUCCACUAUACUUGAAAACUUUUCAGUUCGACGCUUUCAAAUGUAAAAUCCUGUUAAUCUGUUCUGAUGGCGUGAAUGUAAAUUCCUGUGAGGGUGUGUAGGAGCUUUGGGAGCGAGGACCCAGCUGGAUCUGUGGUGGUGUCAUGUUGUGGUCAUGCUCCAGGAGGAAAGAACGUCUGCAUCAUCUUUGAGUGUUUUAGUAAAGGUACAAUUAGUGGAAUGUUUACAUACAGCCUACUGACAAAAAAAGGAGACAAAAAAAGAUAAAAAAGUGUAAAGUAUUUAAGUGCAAGAUUCUACUAGAUUUUUCUUGUUUUGCAGAUCACACUAGCUAUUUUUGAAGUUGGUAAAUGUGUAUAACUUUUGCAAAGACCAGACAGAACUACCUGUUCACUUUCAAUGUGCCCCAUGCUGAAUUGUGCCUAUUUCACUCUCUGCUGUUGUUAUGCUGCUGAUUCUGCUGUUCUGAACUGUUCACUGGAUCAUUCCAUUUGCAUGCAACACAAAUGCAAGCUGAGCUGUCUGAGAGUAAAGCUGAAACACGUUUGUAUAACUUGAAUCAAUUAAUGACUCUCUCUUUUCCACACCCUUUCUUGAAAUGCUGUGUAUAAUUUUGAUUUGUUUCUUCUGCCAUGAUUUCUUUCCACUUUUGGUUUGUUGUUUUGGUUUUUUUUGAACAGUAAUUUAUUUUUGUUUGGAUUAUAGGCAGUAUCUGUACAUUUUGUUUCAAGGUGAUAUUGUGGAUGUCUUUAAAAAACCAAAUUGUUAUUUUAUAUAAUUUUAUCAUAAAGUUGCUCUAAUAAAUCAUUCUUUUAUCAUGUGACA